Molecule: messenger RNA, 2978 nt
Organism: Musa acuminata AAA Group (dessert banana)
Lineage: Eukaryota; Viridiplantae; Streptophyta; Magnoliopsida; Zingiberales; Musaceae
Product: large ribosomal subunit protein mL54-like
Exons: 3
Coding region: 216-608 (130 amino acids)
Cellular component (GO): mitochondrial large ribosomal subunit
Molecular function (GO): structural constituent of ribosome
Source: RefSeq, a predicted model, not a curated record
UUUUCGCUUCAGGUGAGAGGAGCACCGACGGAGAUCGUCGAGGGUUCGCGAGGAGUUCCGAAGAGAUGAGGGCGUAGGUGAUAAAUAGGAGUGCAUAAGCUUGCUUUCACAUUAUUUGGACUCAAAGCUGCUCUAGGUGAAUAGAGGGAGGGGGGUUAGGAGUUCUGAAGAGAUUAGGGCGAAGCAAAAUUGACACAAAGUAGACAAAUAUAGCAAUGAGUUGCAUGAGGUUUUCAAGGCGAAUCAGCAUCACUAACAGGGCUGCUCAAUUGGUGGGUGUGAGAGGGUUCGCAAUAGCUAGUGGCAAGGGAAAGAAGGGCCCGAAAGGUGGCUCUAAUGAUGCGCCUAAAGCUUCACUUAUGAGCCAUGAAGUAAAGAGCACAACAGUCGUUGGAGCCAAUAUCCUCAAGGAUGGUACUGAUCUGAAGAUAAUGCCCGAUUCUGAGUACCCAGACUGGCUGUGGCGCUCGCUCGACAAACGCCCAACGCUGAGUGAACUGCGGCGGAAGGACUCGGAAUCUCUCCCAUUUGAAGACCUUAAACGCUUCGUGAAGCUGGAUAACCGUGCCCGAAUCGAGGGAAACAAUGCUGCCAGAGCUAAAAAUUGAAGUUUAUACUAAGACAAGGUAAUAUUAUAAACUAAUACAAAUGAAUAUUACAUUAAAAGCGACAAAGACAUAUAGUGAGAGAGGUUAAUGAUAGAGGUGAAACUUUGCGUGGCAUAUGCAAUUUAGUUCAACACAAAAUACAAUCAAAUUCCAAGCUAUUAAGUAUCAACUAAAUUAACACUCAAUUAACAAAACCUAAAGUAUCUAUUCAAGAACAAAUCUUAUCAGCACAAAGUGCAUCUGCCUAGCUUACAUUGGCUUAGUUAGAUUAGUUAUGUUGAUACAAAACGAUGAUAAAAUGGAUAAAUAUAUGAUCCUAUUAAAAGAAAAACAUUCAGAUUAGAAGUUAUAAGAAAAGGUCCUUCUAAAUAACGUUUAGGUUCAAGUACAACCUAACCGACAUAUGCGUACAAAGACAACAACUUUGCGUGUGUUCGGUAUGGAUUUGAUGAUUCUUAUGCCGGCUCAACUUCUAGACAUGAGAUGGACAAGGGAUGAGUCUCUUCAUCAUACGGUACGUGGAGUUUUAUUAGCAAUAGAAACACAAGAUCUGCCCGCAUAAACAAUGAUGCGUUUAACCAAAUGAGAAAAAGAGAGACCAAGGGGAAACCAAUCAUUGUAUAGAAUCUCGUCGUAAUCUGAAACACUAAAAGAUCAAAGAGAACUCUCGACAGCCUGCUAUCAGAUCGCCAAACGAUGCUACUCUAUUACGAUUUGAACCGCUAUAAAGAAAAUAAGAAGCUAAUAUGCCUUCAGAAACAAAACAAUCGCAAGUGAAAGAACGAUUAAAGCAGAAUGAACAGAGGGAAACAUCAAAUAUUUACCUUCGCCCUCAUCUCUUGGGAACUCCCAAACGCUCGACGUCGCUGCUCCAAUCGAUCCGGAAGCGGCUUUGAAAGCGGCGAGGGGUUCAAACCCACCGCUCGCUCCUAUUUAUUGCAGAGAAGGAAGUUAACCUAAUUUAGCUAAUGUGAGAAAGGACAACGUCCGAUGGAAGAACACCGUGUCAUCCUGCUAAAUUGGCUUAAUGGGUCGAUAGUUAUCAGAUAAUUGGGCCAAAACCCAACCCUCAGCAAAUGACCGAUAUAACAUAAUAGAAUAAUAUAUUAUGCUUUUAAAUAUAAAGUUGAAUAUUACAGAAUGCAUUAUGGAAAUUGAAACGUUGAGCUUUUAUUGUUAUCUUAAUAGAAUGUGUAAUACAAUUAAGAUUUAAAUCGAAUUUUUGUCUUAAAAAAUGUAAGAUUGGAUAGCAAUAAUUAGUGUAUCCAUGCCCAACUCAUGGGAUCUCAGUUUAGGAUCAACCAUUCGAUCGUAUACUUCAAGGUCGAUAAGGAUCAUUGUUCAUUAAAUCUGAAUUUUAUUUUUUAUUAUUUUUAGAGAUUUAAUUUUUUGUUUUGACAAUAAAUCUGGGAUUAUGCAUGUCGUCUAUCUUGACUUGACUCUUGAUCAAUUUUUUAUUAGAAUUUUUUAUGAGCCAACUAUUUAAUCUUCAUAGUUGAGUCUUGUCCUUGGUCAUUUGCCUUCUGAUUGUCCUUGGUGAUUUUGUUGUUUUGGGGUUUAGAUCAGGUUCUUUUUCUUUUGUUAUGGAUGAAGGGAGAAAAGAGCUUUUAUAUCUUGAAAAAGUUGAGUCUUGUAGAUUGUUUUUGAAGGGCAUACUUUGUAUAUUUUCAUGUUUACCUUGAAUGAAUCACACCUCUAUUCCCUAGAUGAUGGCCUUGGUGUGUGUGUGGGUUUUUGUGAGACCUGUCAAGAUGCUAAUAAUUUUGUGAGGAAUAAAAAAAAUAUGAAGAUUUUCAGUUCAAGUGUUCUGCUGCAGUAGAUAUUAAUUUGUUAGAGUAGAUCAUUUUGGUGCUUCUUUGUGGUUUUCUUCUAAUUGGCCAUCCUAGUUGAUGAUGAAUCUCUUGUUAUAUUUUCAUGCUCGAAAAGUGAAAUAUAUUAUUCUAAUUCAUUUAGUUUGUAUUUUAAGAACCAUUUCGUGUGCACAUUGCUUCUAGCAGACAUUGUUACCAGAGUGGAACUCUUUUGUGUUUGCCAUCUUGGUUAAAGAUCCUCCUGUUAUUUCUGACCGGAGUGGAACACUUACAGACUGGAAACCAUUUUGCGAGAUUGGAACAUUUUUGUGUUUGCCAUCCUGGUUAAAUAUCCUCCUGUUAUUUUUGACAUACAGUGAAAGAUGAAAUACUUGAUUCUUAUCUAUUUAGUUUGUAUUUAAAGAAUGGUUGAGUUAUUCAUACUAUUCUGCUAUAUUGAUGAAAACUCUACCUAAUUCAAUUAUGUUCCACACCUUUGUGUUAUACCUGUGGAAAUGUUAUUUGAUUGGUGAUUCAAGUCAGAUUCAUAUCAUAAAUAUCUGUAUUUGACCAUGCCUGU